AUGGAGCAAGUUGACAGCAGUUUAACAAAUCAGUUUGACAGUCAAGAUGAAGAUGAAGGAAUCGUGCCGAAAAAGAGAGUUUGCAUACAGAAUUUUUGUGAAAAAACAGUACAAGAGUAUAGUGAUAAAGAGUUCCUUCAUCAUUUUCAGUUAGACAGAAACACUGUCAAUUUUUUAAUCCAGGAAUAUUCAGAAUCUGAAUAUUACAAAGGUUUUGUCAAAGAAAGUGAAUUGUCUCUGAGUAAGAGGCAUUACAAAGACAAAUGCGGUUUACCGAACAUUGUGGAAAUCAUUGAUGGAACAAACUUUAAAAUAGACAGACCAUCAGUGAGCCAACAAAGUUACUACAACCGAAAAUGCUACUUUUCCAUUCAAGGACAAUUUGUUUGUGACCAAGAUCUUAGGAUUUUAGAUUUUGUUCUUGGGUAUCCAGGAAGUGUCCACGACUCAAGGGUUUUCAGAAACUCCCCUCUCUACAGGAGAAUGGUCGAAGAAGGAAUAGGAGGUUGUUUAUUGGGGGAUGCUGCCUAUCCCUGUCGCCCAGACCUUCUUGUGCCUUACAAGAAUAAUGGUCACAUGAAACCAUGUGAUCGACGAUUUAACAAGGCUCUAUCAAAAGCUAGAGUUGGCAUUGAGCACACUAUUUGA
Molecule: messenger RNA, 648 nt
Organism: Copidosoma floridanum
Lineage: Eukaryota; Metazoa; Arthropoda; Insecta; Hymenoptera; Encyrtidae
Product: putative nuclease HARBI1
Source: RefSeq, a predicted model, not a curated record